UUAGAAGAUGACGUGACAGGCUAUCACAGCUUCAUCACUGCUGUAAGAUUGGGCUGCCCACCUCCAUGCAAACCUAAACUUAAGAAAGGCAUUCUCCCAACAAAAUUCGGUCAAGAUGAGGCAAAUUUGUCAUCAAGCACUAUUUCACUAACAGCCUCAAGUAUCAAAACUGAAACGUCUCCUUCGAAUUUUCAGGACCCUUCUCCCUACAACGAUGCAUUCCUCUCACCCCUGGCUGACGCAUUAGAUCAUCGCUUAAAUCCGGAGAUUGAGUCACCCUCUUCCCUAAUGAACAUUUCGCCUAUUCAACUUACAUCCAGCAACAAUGUAAUGAGUGGGUUAUCUUUUGAAUCCUGCAACGAGAUUUAUCCUACAAAUGAGGCGACUCCUUCAAGCCAUACAUCAACGGAAACUCACUACUUUACACCUUCAAACACAACUG
Messenger RNA from Bemisia tabaci, 442 nucleotides. NCBI's taxonomy places the organism in Eukaryota, Metazoa, Arthropoda, Insecta, Hemiptera, Aleyrodidae. The record is from RefSeq and is a predicted model, not a curated record.